Messenger RNA from Fraxinus pennsylvanica, 396 nucleotides. NCBI's taxonomy places the organism in Eukaryota, Viridiplantae, Streptophyta, Magnoliopsida, Lamiales, Oleaceae. The record is from the annotation of a GenBank genome assembly.
AUGGCAGAACUUGCUGUUGGUACAGCAUUGCUUUCUAUUGAGAUCCUCUAUCCAGUUCUCAAGCAACAUCUGAAUCUCAAGAAAAAUGUUGAAGAUGAAAUUGAGAGUUUCGAAGGAUGGCUUAGAGCAAUGAAAGCCUUCCUUGAGGAUAAUGAAGACCGUGCUGAAUGCAGUAGGUGGCCUCACCAUAAAGUGGAACAAGUUCGAGGCAUUGCCUAUGACAUAGAGGAUGUUCUUGAGGAGUAUUCCCUUCAUUCAUCCUACAUAUUUCACAGCAAUAAAUUCACUCGGAAAGUCUUCGAAAUAGGGUCCUCUUGCAAGGGAGACUGGUUGGUUGGGAAGGUUGUAUAUGGGAUCUGGUCUAUUGCUUCCGAUUCACCUACUCUACUCGAUUGA